This is a messenger RNA of Salvia hispanica, 2235 nucleotides long. RefSeq names its product zinc finger CCCH domain-containing protein 55-like. Gene Ontology annotation, molecular function: RNA binding. NCBI's taxonomy places the organism in Eukaryota, Viridiplantae, Streptophyta, Magnoliopsida, Lamiales, Lamiaceae. The record is from RefSeq and is a predicted model, not a curated record.
GGAUAGAGAGACUGAAAGAGGAAUCUAUCUAUCUCUAAAACCCUACUAUCCCUUCUCUACUCUUCUCUCUCCCCUGCAAACUUGCUCUGUAGCAGGAAUCUUUUCUGAAACGUCACUCACUCAAGCUCUGUAGCAAAAAAACUCAGCCGCUAUGGAUGCCUGCGAAGCAAUGAAAAUAGUGAUGCCGAGAAUCAAGAACUUGGACACCGAAAACGCCUCCAGAAUCAUAGGAUACAUUCUGAUGCAGGAUCAAGGGGAGAAGGAGAUGAUUAGGUUAGCCCUAGCACCCGAUGCCGUUCUCCUAUCCAGCGUCAAUCAAGCCAAGGCCUGUUUAGGGCUCGCUUUCCCCAAUUCACUCUCGAAUUCGAACACUCUGCCGCUCAAUUCCGGAAUCCGGCCGACCGCCUUCCCGAAUUCGCCCCGUUAUGGCUACUUCGGCGGCAGCCUCUCUCCCCCGCCUCCAAUUUCGCCCAAUUCUAAUUUUGGCGGGAAUGAGUUGAGUGAUGAGUUGCUGAGCCCUAGUGGCCGGAGUGAUUCUCUCAUUUUCCAAUUGAGUGAGGACGGCGGCGUCGGUGGGUCCCCUCACCCUCACUCUCACCAUCCGUUUCAUCGGCGGAGCUAUUCGGUGAAUGAUGUAUUUCUGUCUCGUGUUGAGGAAGGGGGUGGUGUUGGAUGUAGGCCGUGUACCUAUUUGGGGAAAGGGUUUUGCAGGAAUGGUGAUUAUGUUGGUGGUGGUGAUGAAUUGGGGUCUUUUCAGCAGCAGAGGUUUGGAGUCAGGGCUCCGUUUGCUAAUUACAACAAAUCCAGCAACUCUUUGAAUGCGAAUCAGAGGUGUGGUCCUAGGAAUGAGCUUUCACGAGUGGGAAUGGGAAUGGGAAUGAGUGCUGCUAUGGCUUCUAGCUCACGGCAGAUUUACUUGACCUUUCCGGCUGACAGUACGUUCAAAGAAGAGGAUGUUGCCGGCUACUUUAGUAUGUUUGGACCGGUGCAAGAUGUUAGAAUUCCAUAUCAACAAAAGCGGAUGUUUGGGUUCGUUACAUUUGUGUACCCAGAUACUGUAAAACACAUCUUGGCAAAAGGGAACCCUCAUUAUGUGUGUGAUUCUCGAGUGCUGGUAAAACCAUACAUGGAAAAAGGAAAAGCCCCGGACAAGAAACAAUUCCAACAGCAAUAUCAAAAUCUAGAGAGGUCUGAGUAUUCACCAAACUUAAGCCCUUCUACAAUGGAUUCAAAAGAACUCUUUGAUGUUCCGAUUGGUGAGCAUGCGCAGCUGGCUGCAGGACCCAGAAUGUUAUUCAAUAGACAGGAGAUGCUGAGGAGACAGUUGGAGAACGAGGCUGAAUUACAUAAUGUCAUUGAACUUCAAGGUCGAAGGAUGGGGAAUUUACAGCUGAUGGACGUAGGAUACCAGCAGAAUAAUCAUCGCUUUCUGCCAAGCUUUCCAGCUGGUGUCUUGGUUUCCUCCCCGAGACAGUCUCAGCCAGUAGAAAACAUGAUUGUUUCUUGUGAUCGUGCUAAUCCAAACGUUUUGCAAGAACUCGAUGACUGGCAAGAAUCAUCGAAAGCUGAUUAUGAGAAUUCAGUGCUGGAAGAAACUGAAUCUUCCUUGGAUAACAAUGUUUCGAAUGGCAAUAGAAACCGACAUGUAAAUGAUGAUGACUCUUAUCUCCCCGCAAGUUUGGAGCAUUUCCUACCCGGCACUCUUUUCUGCUCGCCAACAAAACCAGCUUCGGAGGAUUAAUUUGCAUCCUCACCAGCUCAUCAGAAGACAAUAGUCCUCUAAUUAGUACAUCCUUCUAACUAUGCUCCAAACGACAAGGUACACUAGUUAAUUCAACUCCGUCACUUCGCCAUUUUAAAGAAUUUGCACUUAGGAACAAGGAUGACUUGCCAACGACAAUGAAGGUGUUUCUACCAGUCGUCGUUUGUGAAAUGGUAAUGAAUAGCCUAGCUUGGUAAGUAGGUCAGAAGUCCUGAAACAAUAGUUCUGAAAAUCAGUACAUGUUUGCUUUAGAUGGCUCAUUUUGCAAUCCAGUUAGCUGUGUAUAAUGAUCAAUGAACAGAUAAUGUGAGUUGGAACAAUAUAGAGUGUAGUAUGCAAGAACUGAUUUAUGGGAGUGGGGUCUCUCCUUUGCUUUAUUUUGCGACCCUUUCAUGUGAUGGUAUGGACCACAGAUGAAUUGUAGCACAUCACUAGACAAAUGAAGGCUAGUAGUUUUAUAUCUUUUGACUGCA